AUGAGAACACAAUUAGGCAGAAACAGCCGGAGGCUGAUCACGCUCCUGCUGGUAACGGUGCUGGCGGAGGUGGUAUACAUCGUGGUUUCCGUGGUGCUGGUGGAAGAUGGCCGCGAAGCAGGGAUCGCAGGGCUCGCGCGCGGCGUUAGCGGCGGCGUCGGCGCCGGCGCCAGCCGCCUGGAGCGGUGGUUGCUGGGCGGUUCCGCCGCGGUGUUCCGCGCAGACCCCAACCGCAUGUUGCCGGGGCUGACGUCUGGGAGCCGAGUUCGGCUCCCGGACCGCGACGUCGAGUACGUGGUGCGUGGGCUGCGACGCAGCAGCGACGGCGACGGCGACAGUGGCAAGGCCUCGGCCGCGCCAUCCGCGAGCGACCUCGUGAACUUCUACCGCGCCUGGAAGUUCGACACGGCGGUGCGCUACGUGCUGCCGUGCUCCGCCGCGCAGACGCUGUUUGGGCGGCUCCAGCGGCCGGUGGAGAACCUGGAGACGCUGUUCAUAGGAGCCGGCGAAGCGGCCGAGGGCCCGGCCGAGCCCGCGGUGAAGGCCGGAGGUGAGGCCGGAGAUAAUCAUGUCACCGGAGACGGCGCAGCCGCCGAGGGCCGCAACCUCCAGUUCCCGCUGCGCUCCUACAACUACGACCCGCGGCUCGCCACCGCCGUGUACUACGACGAGCUGCUGAACCAUCUGGAGCACCAGGAAGUCCAUGACGCAGAGUCGCUCUUCGCCAACCUCAGCGUGCCUUUCAACUGGUACGACUGGACUAACUCGCAGCUCCUUAACGGGUUCAUCGACCUGCCGCCCGCGGAAAAGCCCGCCUGCGACAUGAUCGUGCGCAAAUACUACCCCGCCGACAAGGUGCUCGCGUUCGAGCGCCGGUUCGGCUACAAGCUCUUCGAGGAGGACCGCGCGCGCGGCCUGGGCGCGGCCAAGUUCGACAGCGUGUCUGCGUUCUCGCACUCCACGCCGCGGCUACCGCGGCCCGAGGAGCUGUGCGACUCGGAUCAGGCCAAUGCGCUGCUGCCGGGGUUCCGCAUGCUCAAGCCGCUCAACUUCUCGCGGCCCGAGCUCUACGGGCUGCAGGCACGCGCCACGCUCAUGACUACCGCGGAGCCCCCCAACUCCAUCACGUUUCUUAACCGGAACGGCUCCACGCUGCAGGUCGAGGUCGACGCAGGCGCGCCGCUGGACUCUGCGGGCGUGCCACGCGGGCUGCUGUUCAACGGCCUGCUGCGCAACUACCUUCGCCGCAACGUGCCCUCGUACCCGGAGUUUCCGGCCCGCGACAUCGAGUUCGACAACAUCCAGAAGUUCAAGGCCCUGAAAGAGCUCGUGACCAAAUCUCUGACGCGGCCAUCCACCGCGUCUGCGGAACCAGCAGAGCCCACAGAACCCGUUCAGCCCACCGAGAUGCCUUAUCUCAUCGAGAUGAGCAACGACGAGUUUGAGUUCGACGCCAAGGCCAAGAUCCGCGAGCUUGAGGCUCUCGAGACCCGCACACGCCACCAGCAGUCAUAUUUGGAGUCCCUCAAGUUCUCCAUCAACACCCAUCCAAUGCAUCUUGCCAAGUACUUCAAUGAGGCCUCUUCUGUCUCCGACUACGUCCACUUGGGCCACCACUUCGACGCCCGUUUCUUCAGGGGUGGGGUCGAACACACCGACAUGCGCGCCCGUCUGGACGCUCUGGUCCGCGCCUGGCUCAACUUUGUGCAUUCCAACGGCCUCAACUCCUGGCUGUCCCACGGCACCAUGUAUGGGUGGCUCUACGACGGUCUGGCUUUCCCCUGGGACGGCGACCACGACAUGCAAAUGCCCAUCGUCCACCUGAACAAGCUGGCCGAGAAGUUCAAUCAGACGCUGAUCGUCGAGGACCCCGAAGUGGGCAAUGGCCGCUUCUUCCUGGACGUAACCAGCUCCAUCACCAGUAGAAUCCACGGCAACAACAACAACAACAUUGAUGCCCGGUUCAUCGACGUUGACUCUGGUCUUUACGUCGACAUUACAGGUCUGUCGGUGUCCUCCGACGGCGCCAACAAGCGCUUCGACCCUCUGAUCAAGAACUUCACUACGCAAAACAACAUCUCCAGCCUCACCCACUUCAAGGAUCCCAACCUUGUCGAGGGUAUUACCGGCCUAUCGUACGACGAAAUGGUCAAGGCUGAGACGAAGCAAUACGGAAACUUCACCAAGCAGCGCGAGCAUGUCCUGAAGUCGUACUUUAACACUGUUAACUCGAGGCAGAACGGAAAAGAUAAGGAAUCUCCUGAUUACCGCUACAAUAUCAACAAGCACAUCCAGGUCUACAACUGCCGCAACAACCACUACAACCAUCUGUCGGAGCUGUCGCCCUUGAGACUCACGUUCUUCCACGGUGCCAAGGCAUACGUACCCAACCGCGUGAUCCAGAUCUUGAAAAACGAGUACCAUGCCCCCAGCAACUACUCCUAUAUUGAGUUUCAGGGCCGCUCGUUUGUGCCUGAGUUUCGUCUGUGGAUUGGCAAGGGCGGACUGGAACGGAUGGCGCAGGGCGCCGGAGUCCCCACCCGCGUCGAUACCGACCAUCUCAAAAACUUAGACUUCCCUGAAACCGCGUCGCUCUUCCAGAACGCCGCGGUUCUUGCCGACUCCGAGAUCGAGGAGUUUUUCAGUCUUGCCACGAAUACCUUCCACAUGUCUAUAUUCCGCCAAAAGGAGCUUGAACUGACCUACGACGAGUCCCGCUCGCCCGACCAGAAGGUGGAGGCUCUACGCGGGUUCGUCAGUAACAGAGCCUUCACAGGCGGCUACAAAGACCCCUUCCAGCAGCGUCUGGAGACUGUCGUCUGGUAUAACCUUCUCGACCGGAGCACCAUCUCAUACAAGCAGCUAGAUCGCGAGCUGAAAAAAGCGCAUCUAGAGAACUCAGACAAGCUACUCGAGCUCAAUGAUCUCAUGAUCCGCCGCGAGUUCGAUUGGGCCAGAGAGGCUGGCUACCAAUAUCCACCCAGCGACUUGGACUUCAAUAAUCUGGGAAGCCGUUUCUUCGCGAUAGGCGAGAACAGCCACAACCAAAUUUUUGAUGCCGACCCGCCCGAGCUGGUCCAAGAGUGGACCACUAUUUAG
This is a messenger RNA of Lachancea thermotolerans CBS 6340, 3099 nucleotides long. Its product is annotated as LicD family protein. NCBI's taxonomy places the organism in Eukaryota, Fungi, Ascomycota, Saccharomycetes, Saccharomycetales, Saccharomycetaceae. The transcript has a single exon. The coding region runs from base 1 to 3099 and encodes 1032 amino acids. The record is from RefSeq and is a predicted model, not a curated record.